Molecule: messenger RNA, 1249 nt
Organism: Daphnia carinata
Lineage: Eukaryota; Metazoa; Arthropoda; Branchiopoda; Diplostraca; Daphniidae
Product: sulfotransferase 1B1-like
Exons: 8
Coding region: 115-1110 (331 amino acids)
Biological process (GO): sulfation
Cellular component (GO): cytoplasm
Molecular function (GO): sulfotransferase activity
Source: RefSeq, a predicted model, not a curated record
GUUGGUUCGCAGCGUAGGCAACUCGACGUUUUCGGCAAUCCAAAACAGCUCAGCAACACGCAUCUCAUUUUUGAAUUUUUCCGAAAAAAAUUUAUCUUGCAGUGUCGUCGAAGCAUGGCUGCCGAUAAGAAACGUUUGAACGUCGAGUUUAAAUCGAUUCCAGAGUCGCUUGAAGAGCCGUUCUUAAAAGAGUUUCCGGAGUACGUGGAGGGCCUUGCCCGCGGUGAUCCAGGUGGUUUUGUACUGACGCCGCAUUACGGAGAGAAUGCCGAAGAGCUCUACAAUUUCCACGUUCGGCCAGAUGACAUUUGGAUUCUUAGCUUCCCUAAAAGUGGAACGACGUGGACUCAAGAGCUGGUUUGGUUAGUUGCGAAUGAUUGCGAUUUCGAAGGAGCCAAAAGGGAUUUGAACGAUCGAUCGCCGUUUCUCGAAUUCCCGUACUUGAUCCCGAGGAAAGGAACCCCUUCCUACGGACACUUGCCAUCGGUUGAAAAGCAAAUGCAAUUGAGGGAGAAACUGGAAUCGCCCCGUUUGAUCAAAACUCAUUUGCCAUUGGAUUUACUUCCACCGCAAUUAACGGAUACCUGCAAAGUUGUUUACGUUGCAAGGAAUCCUAAGGACGUCAUAGUGUCAUAUUAUUACCAUCAUAGACUGAUCAAAUUCCACUAUUUCGAUGGGGACCUAGAAAGUUUUGCACACCGGUUUAUAAAAGACCAAGUCUGGUACGCUCCCUAUUUUGGACAAGUUUUGGCUGCAUGGGAGAAAGCGAAGAACAAUCCAAAUGUUCUCUUUCUUUUCUACGAAGAUAUGAAAAAGGAUUUAGCGGGACAAAUAAAAAAGGUGGCCCAGUUUCUGGGCAAAUCUUUGACGGACGAACAGCUGGAGAAACUCGUUCGCCAUUUGACAUUUGAAAAUCUGUCCAAGAACUCUGCCGUGAACAAGGAGGACGGCAAAAAGCAUGGAGUUUUUAACGCUGAUGGCAAUUUUAUGCGCAAAGGGGAAACUGGAGAUUGGCAAAGAUAUUUCAGUCCCGAAAUGUGCCGCCAGAUUGACGAGUGGACCGAAUUAAAUCUUCGUGGGAGUGACAUCACCUUCGUCGAUAAGAUUUGAACGCGAACUGGACUCGGCAAUGACAUUAUUGUGCUGUGAUAACGCGAUCCUUUAUUGCUUCAUUUUUACCAAUCGAUUGCUGAACUGUAUAGCCAUAUCGUUGAUGAAAUACAAUAUCACUACAAGGCAGUGAUUUCAA